AUGAAGUCAUAUUUAGUGCUAAUUAUUUUCUGUGUUAUCGGCUCUCUCCAUGGAACAAGGUUCAGAUGUGACUACCGAUAUUCUCAAGGUGCCAAGGGUUACUUAAAGUUGCACAGAAUACCAGCCAAUUGGAGAGAAGCAAGAUUAAGAUGUCAUCUUGAAGGAGCCAAAAUAGCAUCACCCCUGGACCAAAACCUGAAGGAGGUAAUGAUCUCCAUGAUGGAUGUGACUCCAAAGCUGAAGUGUAACGGAAUCUUCACCGGGAUACACGCAACUUUCUCUAGAGGAGAUUUCUUCUCAGCUGAAGGAGUUCCUCUCUCCAAGAUCCCGCACACUUGGGCAGAUGGUGAACCAGAUAACUAUGAAGAUAACGAGAGCUGCAUACUGAUGACCAGCGCUGGUGAAUUCGCUGACGUCAACUGUUCAGAUACAUACCCUUAUAUGUGUUAUAAGAAAAUGUCUCAGAGCCUAAUCAUGAGUGCCUGUGGUACCACUGAUCCAGAAUACAAUAUCGACAUGAGGACUGGCAGUUGCUACAAGUUCCACACAGUUCCUCGCACCUGGUCCAGGGCUUAUAUGACCUGUGCUGCUGAAGGCGGAUACCUUGCUAUAGUUAAUAGCGAAAUAGAAGCACAUGUGAUCAAAGAGCUAUUCGCCAAGUAUCCAGGUGGCAAGAUGCGCGGAAACUUCUGGAAGGACAUCGCUUUCCUGGGCUUCCAUGACUGGGGUGAACAUGGAGAAUGGCUGACCAUAAACGGUGAUACUCUACUCCAAGCUGGUUAUGAUAAGUUCUCUGGUGGUGAACCAAACAACGCCACAACAGGGGAGUUCUGUGGCGCCACCUACCGGAACGGCAUGUUUGACGACCUCUGGUGCGAGAAUAAAUACGCGUUUAUAUGCGAAAUGGAUCCUGGCAGCUUGGCUUGUCAUGACGAUACUUAAAGUAUUAGAAAAGUUUAUUUAAACAUUAAUAACUGAGGUGGAAAAAUGGAAAAUGCGUGAAAAUUUGAAAAAUCCCGAUAUAAAAAGUGCAAAAAUCCCUCAUGUUAUUAAUUAUUUUGAAAUCCAUACUAAUAUUAUAAAUGCGAAAGUAACUCUGUCUGUCUGUUAUUCAAUCACGUCUUAUCUACUGAACCAAUUUGCAUG
Colias croceus (clouded yellow) is the source of this 1146-nucleotide messenger RNA. RefSeq names its product C-type mannose receptor 2-like. NCBI's taxonomy places the organism in Eukaryota, Metazoa, Arthropoda, Insecta, Lepidoptera, Pieridae. The record is from RefSeq and is a predicted model, not a curated record. The coding region runs from base 1 to 942 and encodes 313 amino acids. The transcript is spliced from 7 exons.